Helianthus annuus (common sunflower) is the source of this 1572-nucleotide messenger RNA. RefSeq names its product LL-diaminopimelate aminotransferase, chloroplastic. Gene Ontology annotation, cellular component: chloroplast. The transcript has 9 exons. The record is from RefSeq and is a predicted model, not a curated record. NCBI's taxonomy places the organism in Eukaryota, Viridiplantae, Streptophyta, Magnoliopsida, Asterales, Asteraceae. Bases 113 to 1381 code for a protein of 422 amino acids. Gene Ontology annotation, molecular function: pyridoxal phosphate binding; L,L-diaminopimelate:2-oxoglutarate transaminase activity.
AAAUGAUGUAUGAUUCGUCUGAAAUUCUAUUCUUAUUCUCUCGUCCACAACCUCAAAGUUAAUAUCUCAAGGAGUAAAAUAACACUAUAAAAAGAUCCAAAUCAGAAUCAUCAUGGCGUCAUCUUCAUCAUCAAACAUUCAAAAGGAUCCUUCAACUUACAAGACUAAAGUCUCAAGGAAUGAGAACAUUGCUAAGCUUCAAGCUGGUUACCUCUUUCCAGAGGUUCGUAGAAGGAAGGCUGAACACGUGUUGAAGUAUCCUGAUGCACAAGUGAUAAGCCUUGGAAUUGGUGAUACUACCGAGCCCAUCCCAGAAGUUAUCACUACUGCCAUGGCUAAGAGAGCACUUGGCUUAUCUACCGUUGAGGGUUAUACUGGUUAUGGAGGUGAAGGAGGUGAAAAGCAACUGAGAGCUCGUAUUGCUUCAACGUUCUAUGCAAACCUUGGCAUAAACGAAGAUGACGUAUUUGUAUCUGAUGGUGCAAAAUCCGACAUUUCUCGCCUUCAGGUCCUAUUUGGGUCUAAUGUUACAAUGGCAGUGCAAGAUCCAUCAUACCCGGCUUAUGUAGAUUCAAGUGUGAUUAUGGGUCAGACAGGGCAGUUCCAAAAGGAUGUUGAGAAAUAUACAAACAUAGAAUACAUGAAAUGUACUCCAGAGAACGAUUUUUUUCCUGAUUUAUCUGAAGUUUCUCGAACAGACGUCAUAUUUUUCUGUUCGCCCAACAAUCCAACGGGUUCUGCUGCGUCAAGGGAGCAACUGAUUCAGUUAGUAAAGUUUGCCAAGGAUAACGGGUCCAUCAUCGUUUAUGAUACAGCAUAUGCCAUGUAUGCAUCGGGUGACACCCCUAAAACCAUCUUUGAAAUCCCGGGAGCCAAAGAGGUUGCGAUUGAAAUCGCAUCUUUCUCUAAGUAUGCUGGAUUUACAGGAGUUCGCCUCGGUUGGACUAUUGUCCCGAAAGAAGUUAAGUAUUCAGAUGGGUCUCCUGUGGCUAAGGACUUCAACCGCAUUGUUUGUACUGGCUUCAGCGGGCCAUCAAACAUCGCGCAAGCUGGUGGCCUUGCAUGCCUUUCUCCUGAAGGUCUUGAGGCUAUGCAUCAAGUGGUUGGGUUCUACAAAGAGAAUACAAAGAUUUUAGUGGACACAUUUACUUCACUUGGUUUUAAAGUAUAUGGAGGAAAACAUGCUCCAUAUGUGUGGGUCCACUUCCCUGGUCGAAUCUCAUGGGACGUGUUCAGUGAGAUUCUUGAGAAGACUCAUGUUGUGACCACACCUGGAAGUGGGUUCGGACCCGCAGGUGAAGGGUUUGUUAGGUUCAGUGCCUUUGGCCACAGGGAGUCUGUGUUGGAAGCCUGUCGCAGAUUCAAUGAGCUCUACAAGUGAGCAGUGGGUUUAUAGUUCUAAAACCAUUAAGUAAAUAACUGAUGAUGUACACACAAUAGGCAAACAACCUGCUUGUGGAAGGAACCUUCUGCCGCGAAUAAAGAUCCUAAACCCAGUCCACUGUUCUUGUAUGUAAAAUAGAUGUAAGAGAGACACAGCUUCUGAAUGAAUGGUUUGGUUUCACGAUUUAA